CUCCACCGAUGCAAGAAACCCAUCCACGCGGCACGCAGUACGCACGCGCCGCGCGAUGUCAUGGUGCUGCUCUCCGCCGCGGCGCUGGCGACCCUGGCGGCGGGCAACGGCUUCUGCCUCUAUCGCUUCCUCUUCGCCAGGCAAUACCACGCCUGGAGAUUGGAAACGGCUGCAGACUUGCAGGCCUUGGUACUGCCAUCCUUCCGUUGCCCCAUCAGCCAAGAAGUCAUGCGUGAUCCUGUGGUGACCUGUGAUGGUCAAACCUACGAGCACCAGAAUAUCCAGGAGUGGUUCCGGCGUGGCACUCAGACCUCGCCCUUGACGAAUCUGCCCUUGGCCUCAAAGGAGUUGGUGCCGAACCUGGCGCUGAGACAGGCUGUGGCAGACUUCCACACGAAAGUGUGCCCUCUACUGCAAGAGGAGGUGGACCACCGAAAACGCCUUGAGAGCCGAGUGCACCUGCUCCUCCAACGCGAGGUGCAGCUGCAACAAGAGAUCUCGGGGAAAGAUGGCCAGCGCGAUGAGGCGAUGCAAGCCUUACUGGACUCCUUGCAAGAGCGCGAGGACGAGAUCUGCACCUGGCGGAACGGCAAGGAGGAGAUGCUCAAGGAGCUGGAGCAAUUGCGAGAACUGCACCAGGAGGAGCUCGCUCAGCAGAGGGAGGAGCAACAGAAGGUGUUGGAACUCUUGGAAGCGGAACAUGCAGUCGCCAUGAACAAGAUCAAGGCCGAGGGUGAAUCGCUGCGGCGACAGCGCGAUAACGCAGUGAGGAUCAUUCAAGGCCUCCGUCGCUCCUCGCAGCCCAAGGCCACGAGCCAUCCAGCGCGACCGGUCGUGACCGACCUCCUGGAGGUGGACUUGACCUUGCCCAGUGAGAACCUGGAGGCACGCUUUACCUUGAGGCACGCGAUCCAGCAGCGUGGAUAGUGCAUUGCCAGCGCUGCCGCGUGGGCAGGACCUCGUGACGGCCGGCACCUUCUCGAGUCUCCAUCCCGAAGUGGGAAGCCAUGACGUGGGCGGCACGCCAGGCUCAGAUCUUGCUUCCGGGCGCACCACGUCGCGUGGGCAGGCUCGACAGCGGUCCUCCUCAGCCACCAUGCAGAGGUCCGAACGGUCCAACCGGAGCGUGCUGUUCCGGAACCUGUUCCGCCGGCCAAACCUGAGCUGAGCAGCGAACAGAAAAAGGGGAGCCUGCGGCCGACGAGUCUCCAAAGCAACCGCCCCAAAAAACCGUC
Molecule: messenger RNA, 1235 nt
Organism: Durusdinium trenchii
Lineage: Eukaryota; Dinophyceae; Suessiales; Symbiodiniaceae
Source: the annotation of a GenBank genome assembly